This is a messenger RNA of Zingiber officinale, 1496 nucleotides long. Its product is annotated as chalcone synthase 2-like. The transcript is spliced from 2 exons. Bases 67 to 1254 code for a protein of 395 amino acids. Lineage: Eukaryota; Viridiplantae; Streptophyta; Magnoliopsida; Zingiberales; Zingiberaceae. The record is from RefSeq and is a predicted model, not a curated record. Gene Ontology annotation, biological process: polyketide biosynthetic process. Gene Ontology annotation, molecular function: acyltransferase activity, transferring groups other than amino-acyl groups.
UAUAUAGCUGUGAAGUGUAGUCGAAGUGCCACACAACGAAGAGACUUGUUAGCUACGACUACGAGAAUGGCCAAGCUAGUAGUGUCUGAGAUUCGGAGGUCUCAGCGGGCGGAGGGGGCUGCGGCGGUGCUGGCCAUCGGCACCGCCAACCCUCCCAACGUCGUCUACCAGGCCGACUACCCGGACUACUACUUCCGCAUCACCAGAAGCGAGCACCUCACCGAGCUCAAGGAAAAAUUCAAGAGAAUGUGUGAUAAAUCGAUGAUCAGGAAGCGUCACAUGUACUUGACGGAGGAGAUCUUGAAGGAGAACCCGAAGAUGUGCGCGUACAUGGAGCCGUCGCUGGACGCCCGGCAGGACAUUGUGGUGGUGGAGGUGCCGAAGAUGGGGAAGGAGGCUGCGGCGAAGGCGAUCAAGGAGUGGGGGCAGCCCAAGUCCAAGAUCACCCACCUCGUCUUCUGCACGACCAGCGGGGUCGACAUGCCCGGCGCCGACUACCAGCUCACCAAGCUCCUUGGCCUCCGCCCGUCGGUGAACCGCUUCAUGAUGUACCAGCAAGGCUGCUUCGCCGGCGGCACCGUCCUCCGCCUCGCCAAGGACUUGGCGGAGAACAACCGCGGCGCCCGCGUCCUGGUCGUCUGCUCCGAGAUCACGGCGGUGACCUUCCGCGGGCCUUCCGACUCGCACCUCGACAGCAUGGUGGGGCAGGCUCUGUUCGCGGACGGCGCCGCCGCGAUCAUCGUCGGCGCGGACCCGGACCCGGCGACUGAGCGGCCGCUGUUCGAGCUGGUGUCGGCGAGCCAGACGAUUCUGCCGGACUCGGAGGGGGCGAUCGACGGCCACCUGCGGGAGGUGGGGCUGACCUUCCACCUGCUUAAGGACGUGCCGGGCCUCAUCUCCAAGAACAUCGAGAAGAGCCUGGCGGAGGCGUUCAAGCCGCUGGGCAUCAGCGACUGGAACUCCCUCUUCUGGAUCGCCCACCCGGGCGGACCCGCCAUCCUCGACCAGGUGGAGGCCAAGCUUGCGCUCGACAAGAACAAGAUGAAGGCCACGAGGGACGUGCUGAGCGAGUACGGCAACAUGUCCAGCGCCUGCGUCCUCUUCAUUCUCGACGAGAUGAGGCGCCGCUCGGCCGAGGAGGGGAAGGCCACCACCGGCGAAGGGCUGGAAUGGGGAGUUCUCUUCGGCUUCGGCCCCGGCCUAACCGUCGAGACCGUCGUCCUGCACAGCGUCCCCAUCGCCGCCGCUCACUGAUCCAUCCAUCUUCAGGCCAUCGCCGUCCACCCAACGCGAGAUCCUUUAUUAGCCACUGUGCGUUUGUGUUCGAUCGACUAGAUAAUUAUAAUAUGUAUGGCAAAUAAGUUGGUAAUAAUUAUAAUUGUGAUAUUGCAGGCUUGCAGCAAUUAAUUCGCGUACGUCGAAAUUGAAGAACAUGUUUGAAUAUUGAACACAAUGCGUUUUGUUUUGUACUAAUAAAUUGAGCAAUUCAAGAAUUA